Molecule: messenger RNA, 506 nt
Organism: Plodia interpunctella (Indianmeal moth)
Lineage: Eukaryota; Metazoa; Arthropoda; Insecta; Lepidoptera; Pyralidae
Exons: 2
Coding region: 297-506 (69 amino acids)
Source: RefSeq, a predicted model, not a curated record
AACGACGCCUGGGCAAUUUAGCACUAGUCGUCCCGCCAACUGGCCAUAAGAAUUGCGAAUCCGUUGCAAGAAAAGAAAAGAAAAAUGGUCGAUUAAAAAUGUUUUCGAAAAUGGAACCAGUGGAACGCUGGUGACUUUCGCCAAUACGGCCGCGUUUUGAAAAUAGAACUGUCAUUGGUUUUUAGUUUUUUUUUUAAAUUUAUUUGGUGCUGUGUUCUUGGACUCGUAAAAGGAGCCGUAGCAGUCGCUGUCAACGACAGGUCACUGAGACGUCAGCUCAGACCCCAGGUGACCAUAUGGAGGCCAUCACCUGCCAACCCACCUAUCUAGUCGGCAGCCGUUUCACCAGAAAGACCUUGGGCCUCAUCCCACACGUACAGUACCACCUUUGUCGGAAUAAUUCGAAAAUGCUAUUGAAAAUCGAGAACGUACUGUUACAAAGCCACCGUCAAAGAGAAUCCACCGGAAUCAAGAAGCUAUACAACUCGUUCUUCGUUCUGUUUUAA